This is a messenger RNA of Mixia osmundae IAM 14324, 2034 nucleotides long. RefSeq lists its product as uncharacterized. Bases 1 to 2034 code for a protein of 677 amino acids. NCBI's taxonomy places the organism in Eukaryota, Fungi, Basidiomycota, Mixiomycetes, Mixiales, Mixiaceae. The record is from RefSeq and is a predicted model, not a curated record. Gene Ontology annotation, molecular function: protein binding. The transcript has 2 exons.
AUGGUCAAGAAGGAUGCGGCGAAGAAAGCCAAGCUGAGGGCUGAGAAACGCCAGAGGAACAACGAGAAACAGAUCAAGCGGGAGAUCAAGGAGACCAACAAGAUCCUCAAUCAGCACUCCGUCAAGAAGUCAGGCAAGGGCAAGAGCAAUAAAUCCGACCGGAUUGCCAAUGAGGACGAUCUCAUCCAGACGCUCGAGGAGUAUCGCCUCCAGUGGGAGAAAGAUCACGCUGUCUCUGAAGAAAGAGUCGAAGGGCCGCCCACACGAAGAGCCAAUGCGACCCUGACGGCCUGCCCGAACGGUCACCAUCUCUACCUUUUCGGUGGAGAAUACUAUGACGGCGAUGCGUGCUACUUCUACAACGAUUUCUAUCGCUUUUCGCCCGACAAGAAUGAAUGGAAACGGUUCUUUUCGCCGACCUGUCCGGGCCCGAGAAGCGCGCAUGCUGUCGCUACCACUCCCGCCGCCGGUGGCAAGCUGUGGCUCUUCGGCGGCGAAUUUUCGAGCACCAAUCAGACCGCUUUCCAUCACUAUCGUGACCUCUGGUCUCUCGACAUAGCUACUCUGUCAUGGGAAAGAUUCGAUACGAAAACCAGGCCAUCUGCUCGCUCGGGACAUCGCAUGGCCUUCUUCGGCACCCUGCUCGUCCUCUUUGGCGGAUUUCACGACGUCGGACUGCGUACGACUUAUCUCAACGACCUAUGGAUAUUCGACACUGCCCUCAUUCGGUGGACGCAGAUCCAGCUCAGAGAGACUGAUCGCAAGCCCAGUGCUCGCAGUGGCUUCUCCUUUGUGGCUUGUAGCGAGGGCAUCGUCUUACAUGGUGGCUACGUCAAAGAAUACCAGGGCAAGAAGGCGAUCGGUCGGGCAUUGGACGACACCUGGUUACUCCAAAUCAAUUCGGAAGAUUUGGCGCUUUGCAAGUGGCAGAAACGUAAGCGAGUCGGCUAUGUUCCCUCGCUCAGAUCUGGCUCGACUAUGACACUCUGGCCUGCGAAGUCGAUGGCCAUCAUGUUUGGCGGCGUCAUCGAUGAGGAAAAGUCAGAGGAGACGAUGACGUCUAUCUUCUUCAAUGAUGCCUAUGGCUACCAGCUCCUCAAGACGGGCCGUUGGGUAUCAAUCCAGCUUCGAAAGGCCAAGAAAAGGACGACAAAGAAAGCGAAGCGCCAAGCAGCAGCACGGCAGCAGCAGCAACGUCAUCGAGGCUCUGGUGAUGAGGACGACGCCAUGCAGGAAGACAACGACCCGCCAUCAGAGGAUGAGGAUGAUCCAGAGAGGAGCAAGCCAUCGCCCCGGUACAAUGUCAUGAUGGCCGUGCUCAAGAACACACUCUUCAUCUAUGGCGGCAUCCUCGAGAGUCACAAUCGCGAGUAUACGCUGGCUGACUUCUACACGCUGGCUCUUGACAAGUUGGAUAGGUACACAUGCCUCAGAGACGACCCUCUGGAAGCAAUGGACUGGCAUGACUCCUCCGAUUCGGAGGACGACAGUGGUUCUGAUAGCGACUCGAGCUCUGCAGACGAGCCAGAAACGCUCGAAGGGAUAGCAGAUGCAUCAGCACUCAAGCUUACAGCGCUUGCAAAGGUGCUAGCAGAAGACAGCGAUUCGGAUGAAGACGACGAGCGAGCUCAUGAUGCGGAUGGCAAUAUGCUUCUGACUGCCGAGGAGGAAGAGGUGGCUGCCGUCGAGUUGCGCAAGAAGGCCAUCGCGUUCAUGGGCGUCAGUCCGACUGGCCAGACGGAGGAAGCUAAGCUGAGCACGCCCCGAGCUGGCGAGACGCUAGCCGUCUUCUAUGAACGGUCGCGCGAUUACUGGCGCAUGCAAGCGUACGAGCGUGGCGACGUCGAAGUACGGGGUCGAGAGCUGUACAAGGCAGGCUAUAAGAUCGCCCAGCGCCGGUAUCUCGAAUACAAGCCUGUGCUGGACGAGAUCGAGCGCAUACUGGAAGAGGCCGGUCUUGAUGACGAAGAGAUGGCACAGACCGGCGGCACGACCAGCAACGGACUCGGCGUCGAGUCGCGUAAUCGACGCUGA